Messenger RNA from Drosophila virilis, 527 nucleotides. Its product is annotated as acidic proline-rich protein PRP33. Lineage: Eukaryota; Metazoa; Arthropoda; Insecta; Diptera; Drosophilidae. The record is from RefSeq and is a predicted model, not a curated record.
GCUCAAACAGUUACAACCAACAAUCCAACAAUGAAAUCUAUAGCAAUUACAGUGCUGGCAGCUAGCCUUUUGGUGGUGCUGGUAGCAGCCUACCCACAAAGGCUUGGUCACGACGGAGCUCUUGAACAGCAGAGGCCACCACAGGAAGGAGGCGAGAACCAGCGGCCAGUAGGCCCUCCAAGCAGUGAUGAGGAUUCGAAUGAACGCACAGACAAGCGACCAGGCCAUGGUCAGCGUCCUCCUCAGGACCAGGAUCAGCGUCCACCGCAGGGACAACGACCUCCUCACGACCACGAACAGCGUCCACCACACGGACAGCGUCCACCACAUGGACAUCGCCCCACACCACCGCCGCUGGAGGAUAGCACCACACUUGAACCUGAAGAUUCCACCACAGCUGAGCCUGAGAACUCCACGACCUUGGCGCCUGAGGAAAAUACUACACUAUAGAACACUAAAUAUUCUCCAAUAUAUGAAAAUAUUUCUUAUUGAAUACUUUAUUAAAUGAAUCACAAUUUGUUAUUCAA